GUGUACACGAAUUUCGGUCGUUGCUACGGUUUCUUGAUCGUGGUUGCUCCGUGGUUUCGUAUCUCGAUCUCUACAAGUUGUACUUAGCGUUAGACGUCGAGCUAACUCGUCUCUAUUAGCUAACUUCCGUUAGUACUUCUGAGCGACGAAGCCCCUUCAUCCCUCGAACUUACAAGAUUGCAAAUUGCACUUGUGUUGUACAUGGAUGUAGGUCGUUUCUCAUCAUCGUUAGUAUUGAUUGAGGUACGGUGAAAACAUAAAAAGAAGCAACCAUGUCGGGCACGAAGGCUGUCAUCAGGCAGCAAGAGAUGAGUCAAGAGAUGCUUGACUUCAUCGUCGCCAAGACAAUCGUAGCGCAGGAGCAGUUCAAUAGCGAAAAAGACAUCGCCACUUUCCUCAAGCAGGAAAUGCAAGACAUGUAUUGUCUUUAUUGGUCAUUUUUCCGUCCUACAAGAAAUUGUGCGAAUAAAAUCUCGCAGAUAAACUACGAGCUGCACCACACAACAAGCACUUUGUCAUCGUUUCAUGCUUGCUUUGGUAGUUAAUGUGGAUUAGAUCGCUUAUGAUUUUAGCCUAGAAAUGUUGCAUCUGAAAACUACAACAGCUACCAGAGCACGUGGCACGUGGUCAUCGGUAGGUACUUCGGCAGUUACGUGACACAUGAGAAGGGGUGUUAUUGCUACUUUUACGUGGGGCAAAUGGGAGUACUAGCUUGGAAAACACCGUGAUGAAAAGGGUGAAGCUCUAUACUUCCUCAUUGCAUCAGUAUAUUCUAAUUCAGUAUAGGUCCCUCUGUCUGGUUUACUACUGUGAUCCGUAUUUCUAGAUACAACGUUGCAACAUCAAGCCAGCAGACGUGAAGGCAGGAGGCAGAAGGGGCUCCUUCAUAUCAAACUCGAUGGUGGCCAGAAAUCAUCGUGUAGCAAUCAAAUAUAAUUACAUUUUGGACGAGUAGAAAUUCUGGAGCAACCGAAGAAAUUGCUAUCUUAGGCUGGUCAUAACUGAAAAUAGUUCAACUACACCUAGAAGCGUCGUAACCCAUUUCUAUUUCUACCAUUGCAACCGUUAAUUCAACCAUUCUACUCACUGCUAAAAUUUAUUACGUCUACCUUCUAACAACAGGAUCAGGAAUCAAUACGCAAAAUCAACUUCUGGUCUAUCCACCCACUCACCCCCACGCUGAAAGUUAUCGGCACUUAGGCCCCGAUCGAAUAUCACAGAUAUAAUCAUCGGCUUCCUUGAUUACAGUAAGUAUCGACCCCAAUUAUGUUGGAUCAUGUACCUGCACGCGCCUGACGCAUAUCACUGUCAGCGCGGUCGCUGUUCGCUGACUUGCACAGUCAUAGUUUCCCAAAAGAGAUUACUUUCGCCUUGAAUCAUGCUGAGUGAGAGCUUUUACAGAGAGAAC
Amoebophrya sp. A25 is the source of this 1408-nucleotide messenger RNA. The record is from the annotation of a GenBank genome assembly. Lineage: Eukaryota; Dinophyceae; Syndiniales; Amoebophryaceae.